Rhipicephalus sanguineus (brown dog tick) is the source of this 393-nucleotide messenger RNA. RefSeq lists its product as uncharacterized. The transcript has a single exon. NCBI's taxonomy places the organism in Eukaryota, Metazoa, Arthropoda, Arachnida, Ixodida, Ixodidae. Gene Ontology annotation, biological process: stress fiber assembly; cell migration; small GTPase-mediated signal transduction. The record is from RefSeq and is a predicted model, not a curated record. The coding region runs from base 1 to 393 and encodes 130 amino acids. Gene Ontology annotation, cellular component: dendritic spine; cleavage furrow. Gene Ontology annotation, molecular function: GTP binding; GTPase activity.
AUGCAGCCUUUCCUCUGCCGCCACAGCGCCAUGUUUGCGGGGAACGGAGGACCCGCACCCGCGUACGGGGCCGACCCAGGCGAAGAGGGAGCACAUGACCGGCUGCUGCAGCUGUCGUAUCCGGACACAGACGCCAUCCUCAUGUGCUUCAGCAUUGACUCGCCCGACUCCCUGGAGAACAUCCCGGAGUCGGAGAGCAUGGAGACACGCCUAUGCCGCUCCAGCGCCGUGCUUGCGGGGAACGGAGGACCCGCACUCGCGUACGAGGCCGAGCCAGGCGAAGAGGGAGCACAUGAGCGGUUGCGGCCGCUGUCGUAUGUAAACACAUACGUCAUCCUCGGGUGCUUAACAUUAACUUGCCCGGUUCCCUGGAGAACAUCCCGGAGUCGGUGA